AACAAAUAUUAGUUUAUAUUCGACGGUAGUGGAAAACACUAAGUACUCGCUAUGGCGAGUAAUACAAGUAAUUCAAUAAAUUGGACUGAGCCAAUUUUUCCCCCUAUUGAUUCUCCUCCACCAGUGAUAGUUUAUCCAAAUGAUUCAUAUACUAUAAGCCAAGGUUAUGCUGCCUAUGGAUGCUUUAUUGCAAUAUUAUUGUUGGUUUUGUUUGCAGUUGUUAUAAAGAUUGCAUUAAAACGGAAACAACUUCAACAUAGAAAUGCAGCUUUAAGGAGAAAUAUAGCCCGUCAAAAUCAACUAGCAACAGUCAGCCGUUCCAUUGAUGCAAAUAGCAUUUAUUCAAAUGAUGGAGAAUCAAAUCGUCGUCGACGAGAUAGCGAUGCAACUUUAAAAAUCGAUCUACCUCCAACUUACGAAGAUGCUAUGAAGAAUUUCACAGAAUCCAGAGAAGUAGUUGCAACAUCACCAACAAUAAGUACUGAAGAACCUGUCGAAACAAUAGAUACUCAUGGAACUGUUGCAAUCGAAAUAGUUACGAUUCCAAAUUCUCAACAACGUAGUAUAGUAGUGUAAUAUUUGAAACCUUCCUUUCUUGAGGUUUAUAGUUGAGAAAAGAAGAAUGUAAA
Messenger RNA from Episyrphus balteatus (marmalade hoverfly), 629 nucleotides. RefSeq lists its product as uncharacterized. The record is from RefSeq and is a predicted model, not a curated record. Bases 52 to 576 code for a protein of 174 amino acids. The transcript is spliced from 3 exons. NCBI's taxonomy places the organism in Eukaryota, Metazoa, Arthropoda, Insecta, Diptera, Syrphidae.